AUAGUUCAAUCAUUGCUAAAAGAGUGGGGCUUUUUCCUAAAGGACACCACAGCAAACUCAGUGACUUCUCAAGCUGAUGCUUUCCUGUCCCAGCCCCUCUCUGGCUGUGUUGCAGAACAACCUAUUCAAUCAGCUUCAGAGCACAUAAGUUGACCAUUAACCUCACACACUGAUUGCAAACACCAUCUCACUUUUAAGCAGCUGCUUCUGCACAGCGGAUCCCGAAGCAAAGUUCACUGUCACAGGCAUUGCAGGUCUGUCAGAAGGCAGCAGCUUGCUUCCCUCUCUGGAAUCUCUUUGUUUUUUUCUUCUUUUGUGAGGACUAGAAUCAAUCAUGGCUACUGCAAGUUAUGGAUACUACAGAAACACAAUAUUUUUGGCCAUGUUUGUGGGCUACACCCUGUAUUACUUUAACAGAAAGACUUUCUCCUUUGUAAUGCCCUCAUUAAUGGAGGAAAUUAAGCUGGAUAAGGAUGACCUGGGCAUGAUCACCAGUAGUCAGUCUUUGGCUUAUGCUAUCAGUAAGUUCAUCAGUGGUGUGCUUUCGGACACAAUCAGUGCCCGCUGGCUCUUCUCCAUUGGCUUGUUCAUGGUGGGAGGCAUCAACGUCGUCUUCUCAUGGUCCUCCACUGUUGCCGUCUUUUCUGCCCUGUGGUUUUUUAAUGGCUUGGGCCAAGGCCUUGGCUGGCCUCCCUGUGGCAGAGUGCUGCGCAAGUGGUUUGAGCCAUCUCAGUUUGGAACAUGGUGGGCCAUUCUCUCCUGCAGCAUGAACCUGGCCGGCAGCUUGGGCCCCAUCAUCGCCACAGUGUUGGCCCAGAGUUACAGUUGGAGGGCCAUACUGUCCUUCUCUGGAAUGAUCUGUGUGGUCGUCUCCUUUGUUUGCCUGCUGGUAAUCAAGAAUGAGCCAAAGGAUGUGGGGCUGCCCAACAUAGAGACGGCAGCCAAGAAGAGCAAAGGAGGAUCCUCCAGCAAUAAAAGUACCCUUUCUGAGUUCCUGCUGUCACCUUACCUGUGGCUGCUAUCUGUGUCCUAUCUGGUGGUGUUUGGGGUGAAGACGGUCUGUACUGACUGGGGACAGCUUUUUCUCAUUCAAGACAAGGGCCAGUCAACACUCAUGGGUAGCUCAUACAUGAGUGCCCUGGAGGUUGGAGGUCUGUUAGGCAGUCUUGCAGCAGGUUACUUCUCUGACAAGGCUGUAGCUAAACAAGGGAUGAAAGUCUAUGGAAACCCACGACAUUUCCUCCUGAUAUGCAUGAUGGCUGGAAUGUUUGUAUCUAUGUACUUGUUCAGAGUCACAGUCACACCUGACAGCUCAAAGGUGUGGAUUCUCAGCUUAGGUGCUGCUUUUGGCUUCUCCUCCUAUGGACCAAUAGCCUUGUUUGGAGUUAUAGCCAAUGAGAGUGCUCCGUCUAACUACUGUGGGACAUCACAUGCCAUCGUUGCCCUGAUGGCUAACAUUGGUGGCUUCCUCUCUGGAUUACCGUUCAGCACCAUCGCCAAGCACCAUGGCUGGGAAAUGGCCUUCUGGAUAGCAGAGAUCAUCUGCUUGGUCACCACUGUUGGAUUCUUCCUGUUGCGCAACAUCCGAACCAAGAUGGGACAUGUGUCCAAGAAGGCAGACUAACUCCAUCUCACCUAAACCUGUGUCCAGAAGAAACCAAAUAAUCUGAGGGCUCCCUUCAUGUUCAUUUUUUCAUAGAUUUUUUUUUAUGCCAGUAUUUCCACUGUCAAUCUUACCGGACAAUAACACGAAUAAACCUCUAAAGUUGG
This is a messenger RNA of Melanotaenia boesemani (Boeseman's rainbowfish), 1770 nucleotides long. RefSeq names its product solute carrier family 37 member 4a (gene slc37a4a). Gene Ontology annotation, biological process: phosphate ion transmembrane transport; glucose-6-phosphate transport. The coding region runs from base 335 to 1624 and encodes 429 amino acids. NCBI's taxonomy places the organism in Eukaryota, Metazoa, Chordata, Actinopteri, Atheriniformes, Melanotaeniidae. The transcript is spliced from 8 exons. Gene Ontology annotation, molecular function: glucose 6-phosphate:phosphate antiporter activity. Gene Ontology annotation, cellular component: endoplasmic reticulum membrane. The record is from RefSeq and is a predicted model, not a curated record.